GGGGGCGGUGCGGGGCCGCCCGUCCGGUUCCGGGUCGGCGGAAGAUGGCGGCGCCCAUGGAGCUGUUCUGCUGGGCCGGGGGCUGGGGGCUGCCCUCGGUGGACCCCGACUGCCUGGCCGUGCUGACCUACGCGCGGUUCACGGGGGCGCCGCUGAAGGUGCACCGGGUCACCCACCCCUGGAGGAGCCCCUCCGGGCACCUGCCCGCGCUGAGGACGCAGGACGAGGGCACCAUCUCCAAAACGCAGCAGAUCAUAACUCACCUCAGGAAACAGAAGUACAACGCCGACUACGACCUGUCGGCCACGCAGAACGCAGACACGCUGGCCUUCGUGUCCCUGCUGGAGGAGAAGCUGCUGCCGGUGCUGAUCCACACGUUCUGGGUGGAUGCGAAGAACUACGUGGAGCACACGCGGAAAUGGUACGCGGAGACCGUCCCCUUUCCCCUCAACUUCUUCCUGCCCAACUCCAUGCACAAGCGGCACCUGGAGCGGCUGCAGCUCCUGUGGGGGGACGACUACAUGGAGGAUGAGGAGAAGCUGGAGAAGCAGCUCUACCGGGAAGCCCGGGAAUGCCUGACCCUCCUCUCCCAGCGCCUUGGCUCCCAGAAGUUUUUCUUCGGAGACUCGCCGGCCUCGCUCGACGCCUUCGUCUUCAGCCGCCUGGCGCCGCUCCUGAAGGCGAAGCUGCCCAACGGGAAACUGCAGCAGCACCUGAAGUCCCUGCAGAACCUGUGCAACUACUGCACCUCCAUCCUCAGCCUCUACUUCCCCUGGGAUGGAGCUGAUCCCUUGGCCGGUGCCCCGCGGGCUGCGGGCACGGACAGCAGUGAGGGAGAGGAGGACCCCCACAAACGGCGCAACCAGCUGCUGUCGGUGCUGGUGGGGCUGGUGGCCAUGCUGGGCUACGCCUUCCUGAGCGGCAUCGUGUCCAUCCAGCGCGGCGGCGUGGGGCCGGCCGGCCGGCAGCCCAUCGCCAUGGAGGAGGAGGAAGAGGAGGAGGAGGAGGAGUGAGGAUGAGCUGUGUGACUGUCUCACCCCCCCAGACCCCUGGAACUCUGACUCUUUUUACACCGGGAGCCUGGCAGCAUCAUUCCCUGUGGGUGCUCCGCUCGUUGUCCCGCCAGGAACCACGGCCCUCAC
Molecule: messenger RNA, 1142 nt
Organism: Lepidothrix coronata (blue-crowned manakin)
Lineage: Eukaryota; Metazoa; Chordata; Aves; Passeriformes; Pipridae
Gene: MTX1
Product: metaxin 1
Exons: 8
Coding region: 45-1013 (322 amino acids)
Biological process (GO): mitochondrion organization
Cellular component (GO): SAM complex
Source: RefSeq, a predicted model, not a curated record